Messenger RNA from Actinia tenebrosa (Australian red waratah sea anemone), 3085 nucleotides. RefSeq lists its product as uncharacterized. The record is from RefSeq and is a predicted model, not a curated record. Gene Ontology annotation, molecular function: carbohydrate binding. NCBI's taxonomy places the organism in Eukaryota, Metazoa, Cnidaria, Anthozoa, Actiniaria, Actiniidae.
AGAAGAUAYUUGCUAUUAUUAUCUUCGAUGGUUUCGUGACUUGCAUAAAGUAUCCUACCCGGUGACACUCAUGUCUCUGUGUUUGAUACCACAGCUCGUAAUCAGAAUAAACAUUUUCCAAUUCGACUGGCUUCUUUGGAUUAAGUUAUACCUUGCACUUCUUUGAAAAAGAUCGAUUUACAGAAGUUAUUGCUUAUUCAAGAAAUGAUUUUGAAGUGCCAAAUCAUAGGAGAAUAUCGUUGGCAAUCGAUGGAGCAACUUGCAUGUGGAUAAUUACUUUAAUUUAAAAUCAGUUAAAGAAUACAACCAAAAGUUUUGGUCGCUGACAAAAUGAUGAUGGCGUUGAAUGCAGCAUCAAUAAUCCCACCACAAUCCAGACAAGCUCACCAAGUCUUCAUAAUGGUGACAAUGAUGUUUUUCCUACAUGCCAUAGUACAUCCAGCUAUUGCCAUCGUUCGCCGUGAACGGGGAGAAUUCGACGCUGAUAUCGUUAACAAAGUCGUGUGUCAAGGAGAAGUAUUGAAAAUAAAAUGUCCAAACUCGUCGUACGCUAUCAACAUCCUUGGCGGUAGCUAUGGCAGGACACAGGCAGGAAACAUCGUUUGUCCAUACCAGGGAAGUGAGAGUGACUUCUACUAUAACUGUGGUGAGAACGAUGUUACAGAGAAGUUGAAAAAGUUAUGUAGGAGAAAAAAGAAGUGCUCAUUCGAGGUUGGGAAGGCUGUGUUUGGUGAUCCUUGCAGGGGGCAUGCUUAUCUCACUAUCAUCUAUUCUUGUGUUAAAAGGAAAAGAAAGAAAAAUAAACCCAAAACUAGUUUACCAACAACAAAAUUCAAAUACACGAUGCAUCCGACUGACGCUACUACCACUUCAACAACAAACACUCUUCACCACGUCAACACAACCAAAAUCUCAACAACACUCAACUACACGAUGAAUCUGCAGACUGAUGCCACUACCACCACUUCGAACUCUUCAGUAAACUCGACUUUGAUCAAUAAUGAUGUAGGGAAUGUGCUGUCUGCCAAAAGGAAAGGAGACGGUCCUGGAAUACUUAUGUCAAUCAUCAUAUGGUUCGUCUAUGUUGCAAAUAAUGGCAGGUCUUUAAUGACGGUAUUUCUUAUCACGUUUGGAUCUGCUACGUUUCUCUUCCUUCUCAUCUUUGGUUUAAUGUUUUUGCAUAAAAGAUUCAAAGACAAAAAAAGAAGAAAGAAAAAAAACCUGGACAAUUCCGACGCACCUAUACAAAACCUAAACACAAUUGCGUCAUCGAACUGUGACGUCAAGAAAAAAAGUGACCUAGAUACAUUAUCGAAUACAUUCCCGGCACCUCCGCCCGCUCUACCACCCCCACCGGAUGAUUUGAUGUACCCAAGUCCAAGUCCAGAUAUGAUCAAUUCAUCCCGGCCUCCUCCCCCACCGGCUAUCAGAGGACGUUCAUUAGAUGACAUCAGUAAAAUAGGACAAGAUACUAAGAAACAUGUUACAGUCACAAGGUCUAUAAGCUUACGGACAACGAGACCCCCCGACUACAACCACAAGGAGGUGAACUUUGACAAACUGCCUAACAUCGACAGUGCAGGCGAGAUACAAGCUGUCAUCAUCCAAAGAAACAAUGGAUCAACUAUGUACAUGAAUCCUAUGUACGAAAAUGGUCAUAUAAAAGAAGUUACCUGCUAGCCCAGGCCACAUCUUAUUAUUAGAUAGAGAGAAGGCUGGGUCUACCAUGUACAAAAUGAUUACAUGAAGGAGGUCACGUGCUAGCCCAAGCCAAUCCUGAUGAUUAUGUGGAGGGGAGACUGGGUCUACCAUGUCACACGAAAGAGGUCAUGUGCAAGCCCAGGCUACAUCAUAUUAUUAACUAGAGAGGAGACUGGGUCUACCAUGUACAAGGUGAUCACAUGAAGGAGGUCACGUUUUAGCCUAGUCCACAUCACAUUAUUAGCUAGAGAGGAGACUGAGUCUGCAAUAAGUGCAAACAGAAAACAUAUAUGCAUCAUAUUCGUUAAAGAAAAAAAUCAUAGAUAAGAAAGAACGAGAAGAGUCAUGUGACCGAGUCACGUGCUUGCUGGUAAAGGCUACGUCACUACUUAAGGAGAAAGUCACGAGAAAAAUCAGACAACUUUGAUAUAGUUGUGUCAAUAUUAAGCAGCGUCGAAUAAUUAAUGCGAAGACUUAAAGGAUUAAUAUGCAGGCUGCAAAGGUGCUGUCAUUUGAAGUCUUUAUCUACGAGGAUGUCAAUCUCACACGGCGAGAUAAGCUUCCUAAAGGCAAACUGUUUAAAACAUAGUCGACACAGGCUUUAUAUAUCUAAUAUUUGGAUCUAACUAAAAUUAGUUUGUAAAUAGCGAAAACAUCGUUGAAGACUGGUCGCCCUGUUCGGUGGUACUAUUGCGGGUUAUUAUAUCCCACGUUAUAUUCAAUAUUCCAGAUUGUCAGAUUUUCAGUUAAAAUCAAAUAUAAUUUAAACGAAGUUAUUUAAUUUAUAAACGUCAGGGGGGUACCCAUAGGACGGAAUUUGUUCCUCCCUGAAACUCUUUCCUUUAUGAUCAUGCGCAGUAGCAGCAUACACAUUAUUAUAAAGAAAUGAUUCGGCUCCAGUCCUGUCAUUCCUAGUUGCUGCGCAUGCUCAGUGAGCUAAAGAAAGACAAGUAAUGGCUUGCCGAAAUAUAGUUUUACCUACGGUGUACCGCAUUUUGAUAAAUGAGAGGGACGUGGGGAACUGGUACCGAAUGGGAUUGCACAGUUAAACACUUAAUAGUUCCCAUUCUUCUAUCACGACAUAGCGACAAAAAUUAAGUAUUGCCCAGGUCACUCGAUUUAUCGUCUGGCCUGGUUUCCAAGCUCUUACCUUAUUUGCAGACCGUCCUCGAUGCUCCCGGCAUGCUACGGGGUACGAAGGCUUCUCUGGUAACAGAGCCAAAAUUGCUAAGUAUGAUAAUGAUAAUAAAUAAUUUUUAAUAAUAAUUUUAGCCGGGAUUUUUUAAGACAAUGGAAUAUCAUUCCAAAUAUAAACAAUUCUCCUAUCAAAUAGGAUAAAUUAUAAUGGAGUAACUAUUUGAAUAAAGAGUAUAUCUGUCUGUCA